UGCAACCCAACUUAGGUUUAGAAAGAAAGCGAUAUGGUUUUGCUCAGUAGGAGGAUUUUUACAUGGCUUUUUUGGCUAUCUUCUUCACUACUGUGGCCAUUUCCACCACCCAUACAAGCCUUCUACCUUCCUGGCAGUUAUCCCCACAGCUUCUUGACGGGAGAACAGCUUGUUGUCAAGGUGAAUUCCCUGACGUCCAUCGAGACCGAGAUGCCUUUCGGCUACUACACCCUCCCCUUCUGCAAGCCCAUCGAUGGAAUCAAGGACAUCCGCGAGAGUCUCGGCGAGCUCUUGAUGGGUGAUCGCAUUGAGAACUCCCCAUACCAAUUCAAGACUAACGUCAAUGAGACCGACAUCUUCCUAUGCUCCACUAAUCCUCUAACGGCAGAAGAAGUGAAGAUCUUGAAGCGUCGGAUCGACGAACUCUAUCAGGUGAACCUAAUUCUCGAUAAUCUACCGGCAAUCAGAUACACCGACAAGGAUGGUUUCACCCUACGGUGGAACGGUUACCCAGUGGGCCUCAACAUUGACAAUGUACAUUAUAUUUUUAAUCAUCUUAAGUUCAGUGUUUUGAUUCAUAAGUAUGAAGCUCCAAGCAUGGCCAGUGUUGUGGGUGGGACUGGAGAUGCUGUGGAGAUGAUCCCUAGAUCGGAGAUUACCAAAAACUCGAUUCCUGGGUAUAUCAUUGUGGGAUUUCAGGUGAAUCCAUGCAGUUACCGGCACGAUGUUGAGAGGGCAAAGGAUCUUCGAAAGUAUGAUCGAUUCCCAUUGCCCAUCAACUGCGAUCCCAUGUCGCUUGCAAUGCCUGUGAAGGAAGGGGAGCCGAUUGUAUUUUCUUACGAAGUGUCGUUUGAGGAAAGCGACAUACAUUGGCCGUCGAGAUGGGAUGCGUAUUUGAAGAUGGGUGGGGCACGGGUCCAUUGGUUCUCAAUCCUCAAUUCACUAAUGGUUGUUGCUUUUCUGGCCGGAAUCGUCCUUGUGAUCUUCCUCAGGACGGUCCGCCGUGAUCUCACCUAUUACAAGGAGCUCGAUGAGGAAGCGCAGGCCCAGCUGAACGAAGAGCUCUCAGGAUGGAAGCUUGUUGUGGGGGAUGUCUUCCGGCCCCCGCCGAACCCGGACCUCCUCUGCAUAUUGGUUGGCGAUGGUGUCCAGAUCUUGGGUAUGGGAGUGGUGACCAUUGUCUUCGCAGCCUUAGGUUUCAUGUCGCCCGCUUCCCGCGGCACCUUGAUCACCAGCAUGUUGUUCUUUUACCUCUUCCUGGGGAUCGCGGCUGGGUAUGUGGCUGUCAGGCUGUGGAGUACCAUCAAUCAGGGCGGUCACGAAAGGUGGAUGUCCAUCUCCUGGCGGGUCGCAUGUUUCUUCCCUGGCAUCACAUUCCUAAUCCUGACCACACUGAAUUUCCUACUGUGGGGCAGCCACAGCACUGGUGCAAUCCCCAUCUCUCUGUAUGUCGUUCUGCUUUUGCUCUGGUUCUGCAUUUCUGUCCCCCUCACGUUGGUUGGUGGAUACUUUGGAAUGAAAUCUUCCAUGAUCGAAUGCCCCAUUAGGACCAAUCAGAUCGCCCGAGAGAUCCCCGUGCAGAAAUACCCAUCAUGGCUGUUAGUUCUUGGGGCUGGGACUCUCCCUUUUGGUACCCUCUUCAUUGAGCUCUUCUUUAUCAUGUCUAGUUUAUGGCUAGGCCAGGUCUAUUAUGUUUUUGGGUUCCUUCUCAUCGUACUAAUUCUUCUCGUGGUGGUUUGUGCCGAGGUCUCUCUUGUUCUUACUUACAUGCACCUUUGCGUCGAGGACUGGCAAUGGUGGUGGAAAUCAUUCUUCGCAUCUGGAUCAGUCUCAAUCUACAUAUUUCUCUACUCCAUAAACUACCUCAUAUUCGAUCUUCAGAGCCUGAGCGGGCCUGUUUCCGCCACUCUCUAUAUGGGCUAUUCUCUUCUUAUGGCCUUUUCAGUUAUGCUUGCAACUGGGAGCAUCGGAUUCCUCUCUUCAUUUUCGUUUGUUCACUUCCUGUUUUUGUCUGUUAAACUUGACUAAAAUUAGCUACUUGUUGGAUUUUGUAUCUUAGAUAGAUUGACGGCCCGCUGAUCAUGUGCUUUAUCCAUUCCGGUGGACGGUUUGAGUUCUUCUGAUUUGUCACGGAAUCGGGUAGCAAUAUUUCACCAUUUUUGUGCUGAUUUUUCAUGCAGUUCAUAAGUAGUUGAUGGAAUUCUUAUUUCUUGAUAACUGAGAUUUGUUUUAUGAAGACAAUAAGUUGCGAUCACCUGCUGACGGUUAGCGCUCUUGAAAUCAGAAUCGGCGUGUUUGGAUGCGUUAUUGUAAUGAAUUGCAAAUAACCAAUUUGUGAUUUCCUCUGAUUCAUAUUGUGCACUCGGGCUACAAAUUGCAAUCACUUAACUUUCAAGUUCAACCGAGAGAGAAACGUAACUACAAUUUGAUACUUGGUCAUUUCCAACACUAGGAAACAUCGUUAGCUUUUACUGCAUCUGCUAUGGAACUGAACGUUCAAAAUUCAUUUCAUUUGUACAUCCAAAUGCAGCCUUAAGGAAAGAUGGGUACUGUUUAUUUCUUUACAUGUUAUCAUCCCCAACCAUUAGUUAUCUUGCCCAGUCUCUGAUUCACAAUCCAUGUAUGUCAACCGAGAUUGUCGAAAUCAUGGCAUGCUGCAGAUGGUAAACAAUUUCCUUUAAUUUCAAGCUUUUCGAUACAACAAUCACAUUGGGAUUGAUAUGGUUUUUACAGGUUAAGAAUACAACUGUAUACUAAUAACUUCUGGUUGGAGAUAACAAUGUAGUUAGAGAAGAUUUCUCUAUGUAAUCUUGGAAGAUAAUUGAAUUAUUCAUAAUUAUCCUAUC
Molecule: messenger RNA, 2846 nt
Organism: Magnolia sinica
Lineage: Eukaryota; Viridiplantae; Streptophyta; Magnoliopsida; Magnoliales; Magnoliaceae
Product: transmembrane 9 superfamily member 11-like
Exons: 1
Coding region: 34-2028 (664 amino acids)
Biological process (GO): protein localization to membrane
Cellular component (GO): membrane
Source: RefSeq, a predicted model, not a curated record